Molecule: messenger RNA, 1428 nt
Organism: Danaus chrysippus (African queen)
Lineage: Eukaryota; Metazoa; Arthropoda; Insecta; Lepidoptera; Nymphalidae
Source: the annotation of a GenBank genome assembly
AUGCGACUCCAUCGCUGUGAAGGCUGCCUCGCGGCCUGCCGGCCCGAGCGCGCCACGGCCUCGUCUAGACGAAAUAUAACCAGAACAAAUCAAUUGAAGAGAUCACGAGCGUCGCCGUACACGACAUCUAUCAAACGGGAAUCCAAAAUGGCGGAGUCCACCCCCCCACCGCCACCAGAGAAUAACGCACCACAAGACCCGGCGAACUUCGUAUCGCCCUAUAAUCAAGAAAUAUCUGUUACAUAUUUGUAUUUUCCAGCCAUGCCGUGGUUCGGUAUGGACAUAGGUGGUACCCUCACGAAGCUAGUAUACUUCGAGCCUCGCGAAAACAAUAGGCGAGAAUUGGACAAAGAGACAGAGAUUCUGAAGAAUAUAAGAAGAUAUUUGACCAGGAACUCCGCAUACGGCAAAACUGGCAGAAGAGAUGGGCAUCUGCAGAUGGACAACGUGACCAUCCGUGGCCGUCGUGGCACUCUGCACUUCAUCCGUUUUCCCACCAGUGAGGUUGGGGCAUUCCUCCAACUAGCUCGCUCCAAGGGAAUGGCAGCUCUUGUCAAUACAAUAUACGCUACGGGCGGCGGGGCGUACAAAUUCGAAGAAGACUUUAUAAAGGAAGUGAACAUGCGUCUGUCCAAGCUGGACGAGCUGGAUGCUUUAAUAGCUGGCGUGCUGUUCGUGGAUGCUAUGAACCCUCAGGAGUGCUACUACUGGGCCCCGCCAUUACCACCACACGAAGUAGACUCGCCGCCGUACCUAGAAGCAGCCUUGAGUCAGUACGUGAGGAAACCAUUCGACUUCUCAAACCCCUACCCCUUCUUGCUAGUAAAUAUUGGUAGUGGCGUCUCCAUGUUGGUAGUGAACGCUCCCAAUGAUUAUUAUAGAGUUAGUGGCACCAGUCUAGGAGGCGGUACAUUCCUCGGUCUAUGCUGUCUUCUCGCCGGUUGCAGCAGCUUCGAAGAGGCAAUAGCUCUAGCAGCAUCUGGAGAUAAUACUACCGUCGAUAAACUUGUUAGAGAUAUAUACGGCGGGGAUUAUGAGAGGUUCGGCUUGAGAGGGGAUCUGGUGGCUAGCAGUUUCGGUCACAUGUGUUCAUCCGAGCGUCGAGCGAAGGUUUCCCGUGAGGACCUAGCUCGAGCCACGCUUGUCACUAUCACCAACAACAUAGGCUCCAUUGCCAGGCUUUGCGCGAGCAACGAGCGGCUAGAGAGGGUGGUGUUCUGCGGCAACUUCCUCCGCGUGAACCCUCUGUCCAUGAAGCUCCUCUCAUACGCCAUGUCGUACUGGUCGAGGGGCGCGCUCAAGGCGCUGUUCUUGGAGCACGAGGGUUACUUUGGUGCCGUCGGAUGUUUGCUCCGAUAUGACCUCAAGAACCACAGGAAAGAAAAUGUAUCAAGGAACGACACACCGGAAAGACAAAUGGAUAGAUGA